UCUCUCACGACUCUAUCGCCCUCUAUAACGCCGCUUUCUACUUGAUGUGUCAAUGAUAGCCUCCUAGUACCCCGCAAAUAACCAAGCACACAUACCCUAUCGUCCCUCAUGGCCCGACGAUAUCACAUCGAUGAGCUGCUUGUGCUACGCGCAUCGCCUCUGGUCACGAAACCGGACAAAUUACCUCCGAUAGAAGAAUGGAUGGGUCCGAUCCCUGAUCCAGUGACGCAGCGUAAACCUACCAAUUCCAGAGACAACAAUAAUCAAAUUGAAACUACUCCAAACAGACGACCUAGCUUGUUCGAGACGCGGCAUGUAUCGCGGGGGUCUAACUCAGAGGAUAUCAUUCUCGGACCUCCGAAGACGGCCUUCGCAUCUGCUUCUCGCAUCUAUGGGAAAUCGUCAUCAAUCGAUUCCACUGAUCGAUCCAGGUUCAAGGACAUAGAUGACGUCAAGAAUGAUCGAUACAACUUCCGAGAAAAGUUCUUCAAGGACAAAGAAAAUGGGGAAAGAGAUGCCGACAGGAGAGAUACGAGAUUGGGUGCCACCAACGGACGACGCGGUGGCCGCGAGGAUAGAGAGGAAUGGAAUAACGGGCGGCCACGUCGCACUUUUGGUCAGGAUGACCAGGAACGAAGACCGAAGAGGAACGGUGAAGUUGAUCGAUGGGAUAAUCGAGACAGGGAGAGGGACCAGCAAGAUAUCGGGUUUGAACGAGGAAAUAAGGAUAAGGAUGGACGCUUCAUCUCCCGCCGCGAUGGUCAGGGUAGAGGCAGACAUGAACAAAGCUGGUUCCGUGACGACGCGGGUCAGGAGGCGCAGAACAUCGACGAUGACAGACCAUCCGCAAGGAACCGAGAUUGGCGCCGGGAUAGACAAGGUGCUGACCGUGAAUGGAACCGGGGUGCGCGAUUUGAGCAAGACCCGGAAUGGAUGGAUGCUACGGAUCGAGACGAGCCGCGCCAGGCUCAUACACAGGAAGAUUUCCAACGCUGGAAAGAGAGAAUGAAAGCUGGCUCUGCACAGCCGCAGCAAAAUCAGCCGCCAGAGGAGAAAAAUGCGAUUCCGGAACAAGCACCUGAAGGUGCGCGAAAGACAGAAAGUCGGCCCGCGGAAGGCGAAUUGUUCAGUAAUGUCAGCACACCAUUCAAUGCGGACACCGGUCUGGAAAAGUUCUUCGGGUUACUGGGUGACACCAAAGCAACUCAGGACCCGGGUACUCCAGGUCCAACGGAGUCCGCAGCGAAGAAAGAAUCUCUGUCUAUAAAGGGAGGAAAAUCAUCUCGCUUCGCAGGGCUCUUCAGCCCUUCAGCAGAGAAUGCCAACAGGGAGCCCGAGACUCUCAACAGGCCAGCCCGCCCGAAUUCUACUGAUGCGGAUCAAGAAGGGUUCCAACGGAUCUUGCAGAUGCUUGGAUCAAGCAAGUCGCGCAAUACCACUCCGCAGGUCGACGGUUCGCAACAGCCGCGCCCAGCGCCUCUUCCUGCAGAAGUCUCGAGAUCUUCCACAACAUUAUCAUCGCCAGCAAGGGAGCCUACCAAUAGACCAGAUUAUAUGGGAUACCAGGAUGCAAGGAACAGGAACUCCGCAGGCCUUGAGUCGCUCCUUCCUCAAAGUUCUCCCAAAGAAUCGCAGGCAAGUAUUCGGGAUAGGGAAAACUUGCUCCGCUUGAUGCAGCAGGUUCGCCUUUCUCCUGCAAGCGGUCAAGCCCAAGGAAAUCUGCAAUCACCAACUACAGGACCAACCCCGGGCAUACUACAUGUGCCUAAUUUGCUAUCUCGUCCCCAAGGGAUGCAGAAGCCGCAGAGAACGCCGAGCUUUUUGGAUGACCCUGCUAUUGCAGAGAUGUCAAGACCUGGUGCCGAUCCUAAUGAACAGCUGCGUCGAAGACCUACCAAUGGUAUUCAGAUGGGGCACAUGGAAGGAAUGACACGUCAAAGGCCUACCAGUGCUAUUCAGAUGGGGUACAUGGAAGAAAUGCCAUUCCCUGCUGUUCCCCAAGGACCCCAAACGCCCGGAGAAAGAAUUCCUCAGAGCCAUGGCCAGCCUCCGAUGGUUCUUCAGCGACCACCAGGAUUUGAGCAGAUGCCAAUUCCCGGAUGGGGAAACCAGCCUCCCCAGAGUGGCGGACCGGGCCCUCUUGCUCCGCCACCUGGUAUCCCUGCUCCAUCGAGAGGCAUGAACCCGAACUUCUUGGCUGGUCCUAUGCCCAUUCCUGGGAACAUCCCUCCACCGCACGAGCGCCAGCCAUUCCCACGUGGACCUCCACCUGGCAUGAUGCCUCCGCCGGGAUAUAUGAAUAUCAACGGACUGCCCACCUCCGCUUUUCCACCGAUGCCCCAUACUCCUGAGGCUAUGAUGGGGUUGCCUCAUUCAGGGCAGGGCCCAGUCGGGGCUGGUAUCGCUGGACCUCAGGGCCCGCCACCCUCGUCUAGACACCUCCUUGAAAUGUUUGGGCAAACCAACGGCGCGGAUAUCCGAGGCGGGAUGAUGGGCCCAGGGCCUUUUAGGUAGAAGCCAACAACUAUCGGCUUUAUCUGUCCGUUCCUGCUCAAUCCACGCUGAAUGAGCAUACAUUGGACUAAUCGUUAUUCACUCAGUUUUGGAAUAAGUCGGCCCUCUUCCUUCCGUUUUAGCUUUUUUCCUCGCGGUGCUCUUAG
Molecule: messenger RNA, 2660 nt
Organism: Paecilomyces variotii
Lineage: Eukaryota; Fungi; Ascomycota; Eurotiomycetes; Eurotiales; Thermoascaceae
Exons: 3
Coding region: 109-2514 (801 amino acids)
Source: RefSeq, a predicted model, not a curated record